AUGGCGGGGAGGCUGCGGAGGAUAUGGCAGGAGGCGAUGGAGGAGGAGCUGCAGUACGAGGGGGAGGACGAGGAGUCUGUUAGAGUCGGCAAGUGGGUGAGGGAUGUCUGCAUUGCUUUUGGGGAACGAGAAGAACAUGGCAAGGAGUGUGAACAAGUUCUGGGUGAACUUCUUCUCGAACCGGAGCUCGACAGUCAGCUGUUCAUGAACGAGGUGAUUGCUGGCGAGCUGAUGAAGACUUCAUUCCUGUACAACCGCUACGGACAACAGAACAGCUCUUACGGAGUUCUUUUCGGCAAUUCGUUGAUUGGGAAUGCAAGCUUGCGGCAGGUGAGGGUCAAGAGCGACGCGUGCGGCUCAGUCCAUGGCGCCCUUGACAACGAUGGCAUCCUAGCUGGCACCGAGUGCUACCCGUCAUGGACCUUGGGAACGGAAGACGCCGUCUACUCCAAGAGCAAGGCUCAGAAGCCCCUACAGCCCAAGAGCUUCCACGCCUUCACCUCCGCAGCUUCGACCGGCUCUCCCAGCUACGUCGGGAGCUUCGGCACGUACCCGGGAGGAGGCUUCGUCGCUUCGUUCGCUGUGCAAGACACGAGCAGGAUAUUGCAAGAAGUUGCAGGCGCCCAAUGGGUGGACCCGAAGACUCGCGCGCUCUUCUUUGAGAUGUUCAUGUACAGCGCCAAUGACGAUCUGUUUCUUUUCUCUCAAGUCUGCUUCGAGUUCCCAGCUGGAGGCUUCGUUUUACCGUCUAGCACGGUGUACACCUACGAUAUCAACCGCUACAAGGCGAGCAGCAUGAAGAGCAACCUCGAGUACUUCUUCUUCUUCUUAUCCUUGUUGUACAUCUUGAAGGAGUUCGCGGCCUUCCGUCGACAGAACAUCUGGAGAUAUCUUCACUUCGACUGGCCAACCCUCGAGUUGACGCUGGUGCUGCUGGUUAUCAUCAGCGCCGGGCUGAGAGUGUACCACUCGUACAUGCUCUCAAAGAUUACUUCAUCCUCGGCCAUGACUGUUCUAUCUGUGCAGCAGGCUGUAAGAGGAGCUGCAGUCGCGUCGGCAAAUCUCGAUGCUGCCUUCGGGGUCAUCGCGUUUCUUCUCUGGACCAAAAGUCUGAGAUACAUCAUGCUCACCAGGUCAACUCGUCGCUUAAUGACAGCGAUCUACUUCAACGUCCGCAAGAUGCUGUCGUUCGCCAUGAUCGCUACUUUGCUCAUCUACGCCUGCUCACUCACUGCUUUCAUGCUGUUCGGGGCCAACCUUGACCAGUUCCAGUCGAUCAACAGAAGCGGCUCCACCAUCAUCCAGUCGAUCUUCGGCAACAAGAUCUUCGCUGUCCUGGUCCAUGAGACCGGCAGCGGAGGUUUCCUCUACUACUUCGGAACCAUCGCGGCGAUCCGCGUCUUCGUCUACAGCAUCCUUGUGGCCAUCGGCAUCGACAGCUACAGGAAGGCGGUGCAAGGCGAGCAGACGGCGAAGAAGCCUCUGCUAGAGCUGAUCCGCGGGGAGCUUGCGCGGAGACAUCGGGAGUACAUGACGUGA
This is a messenger RNA of Guillardia theta CCMP2712, 1539 nucleotides long. RefSeq lists its product as hypothetical. The transcript is spliced from 4 exons. Gene Ontology annotation, cellular component: membrane. The coding region runs from base 1 to 1539 and encodes 512 amino acids. Gene Ontology annotation, molecular function: calcium ion binding. NCBI's taxonomy places the organism in Eukaryota, Cryptophyceae, Pyrenomonadales, Geminigeraceae. The record is from RefSeq and is a predicted model, not a curated record.